GGCAGUUGAAUCAAAACCGUAAACUGGCACAGACUCCGAAGAAACAUACGACAGAUAUUACCAUCGAUCCAAAAGCAACUGCGACAUUCGGCGGAAUGGUAACGGCAGUUGAAUCAAACCGUAAACUGGCACAGACUCCGAAGAAACAUGUGACAGAUAGUACCAUCGAUCCAAAAGCAUCUGCGACAUGUGGCAGAAUGUUAACGGCAGUUGAAUCAAACCGUAAACUGGCACAGACUCCGAAGAAACAUAUGACAGAUAUUACCAUCGAUCCAAAAGCAACUGCGUCAUGUGGCAGAAUGGUACCGGCAGUUGAAUCAAACCGUAAACUGGCACAGACUCCGAAGAAACAUAUGACAUAUAUUACCAUCGAUCCGAAAGCAACUGCGACAUGUGGCAGAAUGGUAACGGCGGUUGCAUCAAACCGUAAACUGGCACAGACUCCGAAGAAACAUGUGACAGAUAUUACCAUCGAUCCAAAAGCAACUGCGACAUGUGGCAGAAUGGUAACGGCAGUUGCAUCAAACCGUAAACUGGCACAGACUCCGAAAACACAUAUGACAGAUAUUACCAUCGAUCCAAAAUCAAUUGCGACAUGUGGCAGAAUGGGAACGGCAGUUGCAUCUAAACGUAAACUGGCACAGACGAAUAGAACAUAUAUGACAGAAAUUCCCAUAAAUACAGAAACAUGUGUUAGAAUGGUAACGACAGUUGAUUCAAAACCUAAACUGGCACAGAAAAAUAGAAAACAAAUGACAGAAAUUACCAUCGAUUUAAAAGCAACUGCGAAAUGUGGCAGAAUGAUCACGAUAAUUGCAUCAAAACGCAAACUGGCACUGACGCAUAGAAAAGCACUUGAAUUCACUACCAAAAGCCAAAUAUUUACAACAGUAACCAGCACGCUACAGAUCCCAGAACCAGCAACGAAAAUGGUAACAAUGAUAUUCACGAUAAAACGUCAAAUGUUGACAACACUCACAGUACGUAGCAAGCUACAGAUUCCAGAAACGGCAACGAACAAUGAGAUAGUGACAACUUCAAAGAGGAAGAUGGGGCCUGCUUUAAAACAAUGGUUACAGGACUACUGUUAUGAUUACGAUGAUUAUGAUGAUGAUGAUGAUGAUGAUGAAUACUAUACAUGUACAAAUAUUUACUGCGAUGAGGACUCGAACGAUUACACCAGGGCGGGACGCAAAGUUGAUCAUAAGUCUUACAGAAAUGACCUCGCCUAUAAUUGCAAACGUUAUUCCAGGAAUGGUCGCGAUGAUUACUACAAGAAGCGGCGAAAUUACUACAGAAAUAACCGCAAGGAUGAGUACUGCUAUGAUCGCGUUGUUGCCUAUGCUGAGGACACUUACGACGACGAUGAAAAGCCUUAUUAAGACGUUGAUGAGGCAUUAGUAGCUGGCAUAAAUGACAACUGUGACAGCAGUGACGAAGGGUUCUAAAGUGAAUAUGAAUCUGAGUUUUUCUUCGACAGAAAGACUAACAGCGAUGAUGAUUAUAAUUGCCGAGAUCAAUGCUGUUACGUAAGCGAUUACUGUUGCGACGAAAGCGAUGAUUACUUUAAUGGCUUAAAUGGAGACCUUUUUGUAUUUUAAUUCUUAACCAGGUUUCCGAAGGAAAAAACUGGUUAUUAGAUUGACGAAUGUCGGCGGGCGGGCUGCGGGCGGGCGGAACAAGCUUGUCCGGGCCAUAACUUUUCCGUUCAUUGUGAGAUUUUGAAAUCAUUUGGCACGUUUGUUCACCAUUAUUAGAUGGUGCGUCGCGCGUCUAUAUCUCCAAGAUCAAGGUCACACUUUGAGUUCAAAGGUCAAAAAUGGCCAUAAAUGAGGGGCUAUAACUAUGAAAUUCAUUGUGAGAUUUUAAGAUUAUUUGGCAUAUUUGUUCACCAUCAUUGGACGGUGUGUCAUAUGAAAGAAUUAUGUCGAUAUCUCCAAGGUCAAGGUCACACUUUGAGUUCAAAGGUAAAAAAAAUGGCCAUAAAUAAGCUUGUCCGGGCCAUUACUACGUCGUUCAUUGUGAGAUUUUAAAAGCAUUUCGCACAUUUGUUCACCAUCAUUGGACAGUGUGUCAUGCGAAAGAAUUACGUCGAUAUCUGCAACGUCAAGGUCACACUGUGAGUUCAUAGGUCAAAAGUGGCCAUAAAUGAUCUUGUCCGGGCCAUAGCUAUGUCAUUCAUUGUGAGAUUUUAAAAUCACUCGGAAAAAUUGUUCACAAUCAUUGGACGGUGUGCCAUGCGAACGAAUUACGUCGAUAUCUCCAAGGUCAAUGUCAUACCUGGAGAUCAAAAGUCUAAAAUGGCUAUAAAUGAGCUUGUCCGUGCCAUAACUAUGUCAUUCAUUGUGAGAUUUUAAAAUGACUCUGAACAUUACUUUUGUUCACAGUAAUUGGACGGCGUGUUAUGCGCAAGAAUUCAAGAGUUCUAAGUUCAAAAUGGCCAUAAAUGAUUAUGGAAUAAUACUUCUUUAAAAUCGCCAUAAAUUAUCUUUUCUUGUUUUGUGAAGACAGCAUGCAAAAUAUCCUGUGUCGAUGCAGCAUGUAGGGGUAUACGUCACGUCUGUGACAAAGCUCUCUAGUUAUAAAUAUAUUUUUUUGAAAACCUGGUUUUGUGACAAUUUUAUCCCUUGCCCUUGUUUAAUGUUUCAUUGAAUAAGUGCAAUGCAAAAAAUCGAAAACUGAGUGAUCGUAAUUGGGAGUUCGAUGUCGUCAUUUUAAAAUGUUGUUAUUUAGACAAAACAUUUUGGAAUUUGUUUUGAUUUGCACCGAUGGAUUUGUCACAAGUUGUGGUAUCCACCAGACCCAGUGUUUUUUUUAUGAAGCCACCAUUUCAAAGUUUUAUGUUCACAGCUUGAGCUAACUCAAUGUUUCACAACAUUGUAGCGUUAUAUUUAUAGCUACGUAUUAGUGACAACGCGCGUUCAAUGUAAAUAUGACGAAGACCAAUCGAAAAGCACUCCCAUGUCACAUGACUUGAUAAUAAAGAAUGAACUGUG
This is a messenger RNA of Dreissena polymorpha, 2996 nucleotides long. RefSeq lists its product as uncharacterized. NCBI's taxonomy places the organism in Eukaryota, Metazoa, Mollusca, Bivalvia, Myida, Dreissenidae. The record is from RefSeq and is a predicted model, not a curated record. The transcript is spliced from 2 exons. The coding region runs from base 96 to 1382 and encodes 428 amino acids.